Molecule: messenger RNA, 912 nt
Organism: Cadophora gregata
Lineage: Eukaryota; Fungi; Ascomycota; Leotiomycetes; Helotiales; Ploettnerulaceae
Product: Aconitate hydratase mitochondrial
Exons: 3
Coding region: 1-912 (303 amino acids)
Biological process (GO): tricarboxylic acid cycle
Cellular component (GO): mitochondrion; cytosol
Molecular function (GO): aconitate hydratase activity; 4 iron, 4 sulfur cluster binding
Source: RefSeq, a predicted model, not a curated record
AUGCUUUCCACUUCGCGACAGCUCUUCGCUGCUACCCAGCGGCGAGCAAUAGCUCAUGGCAUCCGCCGCAUGGCGACUGUCAGCGACUCGCCAUUGGACCAAAAAGUUCCCCAAAACGUGCAUGAAGCCCAGAAUUUCAUCAAUUACAAGAAGAUGUCUGAGAACCUCGCCAUUGUCCGUUCAAGAUUGAACCGUCCUCUUGCAUACGCAGAGAAGAUCCUCUACUCCCAUCUCGACGACCCUCACGGCCAAGAGAUUGAGCGUGGUGUCUCCUACCUUAAGCUCCGACCUGAUCGUGUUGCAUGCCAGGAUGCCACAGCUCAAAUGGCCAUUCUUCAGUUCAUGUCUGCUGGUAUGCCAUCUGUCGCAAACCCUACAACUGUCCACUGUGAUCAUUUGAUUGAGGCACAAGUUGGUGGCGCAAAGGAUCUUGCACGAGCUCAAGACAUCAACAAGGAGGUGUACGACUUCCUGGCCACAUCUUGCGCAAAGUACAACAUUGGUUUCUGGAGACCCGGCUCUGGUAUCAUUCAUCAAAUCAUUCUCGAGAAUUACGCUUUCCCUGGUGGUCUUUUGAUUGGUACUGACUCGCAUACCCCCAAUGGUGGUGGUUUGGGCAUGGCUGCUAUCGGAGUCGGAGGAGCUGAUGCUGUCGAUGUUAUGGCUGACCUUCCCUGGGAAUUGAAAGCACCAAAGGUCUUCGGGGUGAAGCUUACAGGACAACUCUCUGGCUGGGCCACUCCAAAGGAUGUAAUCUUGAAAGUCGCUGGAAUGUUGACCGUCAAAGGAGGCACCGGGUUCAUAAUCGAAUACCAGUUGGAUUUCCAUGUUCCAGAGAUAUUUUGUACAAUUGCUAACUUUAUCACAGCGGCAAGUUACAAAACAAUUUCGUUACAUUUAUCAGAUUGGUAG